Messenger RNA from Coffea eugenioides, 1695 nucleotides. Its product is annotated as probable glycosyltransferase At5g03795. The transcript has 4 exons. The record is from RefSeq and is a predicted model, not a curated record. The coding region runs from base 1 to 1560 and encodes 519 amino acids. NCBI's taxonomy places the organism in Eukaryota, Viridiplantae, Streptophyta, Magnoliopsida, Gentianales, Rubiaceae. Gene Ontology annotation, molecular function: glycosyltransferase activity.
AUGUUGUCGCCUCAGAGAAAGCUGCAUCUUUUCUCACCUUUGCUCUCCUUUUCUUCAACUGUUGUUCUCUUGUUUUUCAUCCCUUUGGCUCUGAUCUCCAUAAUUGCUUGCAUAUUAGGUCCUGAAAAGUCUUUUUUGCCAAUUUCUGCUCAAUUUGCUUGGAGUUAUGCUGGAUUCUACAGUUCCUAUUCUCAUAAAUCCUUCAAUGAAGAGUUCAAAUAUGAUUAUUUGGAUAGAGAGGCUGAAGUUCCAUCUAAUCUAUCAAUUAUAAACAGUGCAUUUCAUCAGAAGGUUGUGCUUGAAGAUCAAAUUCAACCUUUACAUAAACAAAUACGAGAGGCUAGCUUGCCAGAACCGAGCAUCUCAAAAGUCUCUAGCAGUGCAUUCAAUAAGAGGUACAGCAAGUUAGAGAGGCUUGAAACAAUGUUAUCAAAGGCCCGGUAUUCAAUAAGAGAAGCAGCUAAAAAUGGAAGCAUGAUAUCAACACAUGAAGAUGCUGAUUAUGUCCCUCACGGCCCUAUGUACAUAAACGCCAAUGGAUUCCACCGAAGCUAUUUAGAAAUGGAGAAGAGUUUCAAAGUUUAUGUAUAUGAAGAAGGAGAACCUCCAAUGUUCCACGAUGGACCGUGCAAGAGUAUAUACUCCACUGAAGGAAGGUUCAUCCAUGAAAUGGAAAAGGGAAACUUUUAUCGAACAAAGAAUCCUGAUGAUGCCCUUGUAUAUUUCCUGCCAUUUAGCGUGGUUGCUAUGGUACAAUAUUUGUAUGAACCUGGUGGCCAUGAUAGACAAGCCAUUGGCCACACCCUUGCUGACUAUAUAGGCCUAAUUUCUGGUAAACAUCCUUUCUGGAAUCGAAGUCUUGGUGCAGAUCACUUUAUGUUAUCUUGCCAUGAUUGGGGGCCUUACUCAACAAGCUAUGUUCCACAACUGUUUAACAAUUCAAUCAGAGUUUUGUGCAAUGCAAAUACAUCUGAAGGCUUUAAUCCUCUGAAAGAUGUUUCGCUACCUGAAAUUCAUCUCAGAACAGGGGAAAUUACAGGACUUAUAGGAGGUCCCUCACCUUCAAGAAGACCAAUUCUUGCAUUCUUUGCCGGCCGACUGCACGGCCACAUCAGGUACCUUCUGUUAGAGCAAUGGAAAGAAAAAGAUCAAGACAUACAAGUAUAUGACAGUCUUCCUGCAGGAGUUUCUUAUGAAUCAAUGCUGAGGAAAAGCAAAUUUUGUUUGUGUCCUAGUGGAUAUGAAGUUGCUAGUCCCAGAGUGGUCGAAGCAAUUUAUGCAGAAUGCAUUCCUGUUUUGAUUUCUGAUAGCUAUGCGCCACCUUUCAGUGAUGUACUAAACUGGAAGUCAUUCUCUGUUGAAGUUGCAGUGAAAGACAUUCCGAAUAUCAAGAAAAUAUUGACUAGUAUAUCUCAGACUCAGUACAUAAGGAUGCAUAGAAGAUUGAAGCAAGUGCAAAGGCAUUUUGUGAUAAAUGGACCUCCUAAAAGAUUUGAUUUGUUUCACAUGAUUUUGCAUUCCAUCUGGUUACGAAGAUUGAACAUUCAGAUUAAGGACUGAUUUUGGGAUUCAAUGAAUUUGGACCCACAAAAAUUUCAUGCUUAGUAAGUCAUGCAAGAUCCUGACUUCUAGCUUAGGUGUCAUCUUUGAUGAAUUACGGAGCUUUUCUUGGAUUAUCACCCUACAGAAUGCUAG